AUGUCCGACCUUUGCGAGAGCGACCCCAGCGCUGACAUGACUCGCAUCGAAGACGACAAGGGCGGCUUGCUGCACAAUUGCUUUGACUGGAUCCUCGAGAACGAUCAAUUGAAGCAUUGGCAACAAUCCAAAGACGCUCGACUCCUCUGGAUCAGGGGAGAAGCAGGCAAGGGCAAGACAAUGCUCAUGAUCGGCCUCGUCAAUCAAUUGGCCCGGUCAAGGUCCCCAACCUCUGGGUUCGCCUUCUUCUUUUGCCAAAAUGCAGACCCGCGCCUCAAUAAUGCCAUUUCCGUGCUGCGGGGGCUUGUCUGGAUGCUAUUGCGCGCACACCCGAGCCUGGCUCAGUACAUCCCAAAAGAAUACCGGGACAAGAAGGACAAGCGUGCAAUUAUGUUUGAGAAUCCGAACCAGACUUUGUUCUCGACCCUGAAGAUCAUGCUCACCUCUAUCCUCAGUGAUGCCUGCUUCGACCGGCUUUACAUACUUGUGGACGCUCUCGAUGAGUGUAGUCAGGAUUCGGACAAGCUAGUCGACUUGAUAAGGCAAGACACCACGAAUCCUCAUUCAAGAGCGAAGUGGCUCGUCUCAGGUCGCUACACGGUACGACUCAACAGAGAACUGAAGCCAAGCCAGCACAGGAACUUACUUUCCUUGGAGCUCAAUGAAAACCAUAUCUCGGAAGCUGUGGCUAGCUUCAUCAAGCAGAAGGUCGACGACCUAGUCACUGCCGACAACAGAAAGCUACGGAAGCAGGUCCGAGACCGGAUGAUGGAGAAGGCCGAGUCCACCUUUCUUUGGGCUGCGUUAGUGUGCAAGCAUCUCAAAGGACUCGCACAGUUGCAGAUUUUGGAGGAGCUCGAGAAGCUCCCACCUGGAUUGGCACCGCUUUACGAAAGGAUGAUGCAGCUCAUUGAAGAGCGCGGCCCAGACCUUAGCACUAGAUGCAAACACGUCCUUCGCGCAGUUUCCAUCACCUACCGGCCCCUCACCCUCCACGAGCUUGCUCCGGUAGCGGAUCUUUGGCUACCACUGGAUCACCUUCGCGAGCUCGUCGACCUCUGUGCCUCAUUUGUUACAAUUCGCAAGGAUACCAUUCGGUUUAUCCACCAGUCCGCCAAGGACUACCUGGACAUCUUGCAUACGAUCUUCCCUCGGACACGGGAGGAAGAACAUCGCCAAGUCGUGACGCGCUGUCUGAAGGCUAUGUCCGACACUCUGAAGAGAGACAUAUACAACGUUCGUCAGCCUGGUGCUGCGAUUGAGGACGUCGUUGUCCCUUCUCCGGAUCCACUCUUCGCUGUUCGGUACGCAUGCACCUACUGGAUACGCCACCUCCUCGAGCUGAACGCUGGAUUGCAGGACGGCGACAUAAUGAACUCAGUCGCUACAUUCCUUCGGGUCCACUUUCUCCAUUGGCUCGAGGGUCUGAGUCUUGUGAAACAACUGCCUGGCGCUGUUGUGUCCUUGAGCAGACUAGCUAGUGAGGAUGAUAGUCUGCAUGGCCUUCUUCAGGAUGCACACCGCUUUACUAUGUAUUAUCGAUGGGUGAUUGAGAAUUAUCCGCUACAGGUCUAUACGUCUGCAUUAGUGUUUAGCCCUGCGCGCAGCCGCGUUCGGGUGACGUUUCGACACGAAGAGCCGACUUGGAUCAAAUUGAAGCCGGCUAUGGAAGAUGAGUGGAAUGAAUGCCUCCAGACGCUGGAGGGCCAUAGCGAUCUGGUCACCUCGGUCGUGUUCUCGCACGACGGCUGCCGGCUCGCGUCGGCGUCGGACGACAAGACCGUCAAGGUGUGGGAUGCCACAACGGGCCAAUGCCUCCAGACGCUGGAGAGCCAUAGCAGUGGAGUCAACUCGGUCGUGUUCUCGCACGACGGCUGCCGGCUCGCGUCGGCGUCGAGGGACAACACUGUCAAGGUGUGGGAUGCCACGACGGGCCAAUGUCUCCAGACGCUGGAGGGUCAUAGCGAUCCGGUCAACUCGGUCGUGUUCUCGCACGACGGCUGCCGGCUCGCGUCCGCGUCGGGCGACAAGACCGUC
This is a messenger RNA of Microdochium trichocladiopsis, 2037 nucleotides long. RefSeq lists its product as uncharacterized. The record is from RefSeq and is a predicted model, not a curated record. The annotation marks the transcript as partial. Gene Ontology annotation, molecular function: protein binding. NCBI's taxonomy places the organism in Eukaryota, Fungi, Ascomycota, Sordariomycetes, Xylariales, Microdochiaceae. The transcript is spliced from 2 exons.